AUGCCUUCACCUCCCGGAACUAAAGUCCCUGUGACGUGGCAACCGCCGGCGGACCCGGACAAGCCUGCCUGUCCGUACCGCAGAAACUUCACGGUGGACAUCAAGAGCCAUACUCCUCCCCCACCUUUUGGUGGCCGAGACUACGGUCGUGGUGAAACACGGACAGCAGUGCCCGACCAGACUCUGCGUUCUAUUAAGCAUACCGAACUUGUCAUGAGGAACCCACCCCUGGGAACAGCCAAUCCGCCAGCGCAGAAGACUGCAACACUGACCAUCAAUGGCGAGCUCGCCGUCGCCGAUGGCCGGGGUGCACAGUUAGCCAUUUGCACCUUCAUGCCAAAGAUCGCUGGGCAGCGCGCCUUCCCGGCCGUGGCAAAAAUUUACGACGCGCUGUAUUACUCAUUCCGCAACAAGGACAUACCAUCUGUGCCUGUCGAUGUUACCUUCGAUGCGGACAAGGACUACAGCCGUGAGGCCGCAGCCUACGAGCACCUGAACAAGGAAAGAGAAGCGGGCGCACUGGCCCCAAGAUACUUUGGCUCUUGGACCUUCAACGUGACCAUCCGAAUUGGCGGCACCAUUCAGCAACGUCCAGUUCGUAUGAUUCUCAUCGAGAACGUCCCUGGACCUAGCAUCAGCCAGCUUUGUCUUCCCAACAGCGGAGUCGCUCUUGACCGGGCAUCUCGCCUGGAGAUCCUGGGGAGGGUGCUAGAUGGCAAUGCGAGAUUGCUGUUCAAAGGAAUCGCACAGAACGAUCUGGCUGCCCGUAACGUCAUCUGUGCUUACCCACCAGGCACAAUGCCCAGCGCCAUGCGGCAGCCUCCCCAACGAAUCGUCCUGAUCGACUACAAUGCCGCCAUUGUAUAUGAAAAGACAAGGCAUGGAAUUCGGCCAUGGCAGAGACCGAGGUCCGCGCUCCCACCGAACCCCAUGGAGCUCUACUGGCAAGAUACACUCGUGGAGUUCCGAGGCUGGAUCCCAUCAGAGUGGGAAGCGACACCCAGGUUGCGUCAGGAGUGGUUGAGAAGUCGCUUUGGAGGACAGAAUGCGGCCAAGUAUGCACCACUCAAGACAACACUGGAGAUUGCCAAAUAG
Molecule: messenger RNA, 1095 nt
Organism: Podospora pseudocomata
Lineage: Eukaryota; Fungi; Ascomycota; Sordariomycetes; Sordariales; Podosporaceae
Exons: 1
Coding region: 1-1095 (364 amino acids)
Source: RefSeq, a predicted model, not a curated record